UAACCGCUACACUUCCGCUCCCCACACACUCUAACACACAUACACACACACACCCACCACCACCCAGCCAUCAACACACGCGCGCUCAUAAACGCACUCACGCAGUUGAUCAAAUAACUUUUAUGCACUGAAGCCCCGCAUCGCAAGCAAAGCAACGCACAGAUCAAGUUUAAUGCCCCCCCCCCUCCACCCCCAUGUUAUGCACCCCAUGCGAACAUUCAUCAGACCCUCCCAUCACGCUCAGUCACUCACCCAAUGCAGUCACACCCAGUCAGCCAAUAAGCCAUUCAAGCCACUCACCCAAUCAGCCACUCUUGUCAGCCAACCCCACCCGGCCAAGCCGACACCCAGUGCCCACCCCUCUCAUCACGCCCACCAGAUACGCAUGCCGUCUCAGCUGUUCGUCGCGGUAGGGCAGCGAUUUAUUGAUGCGCCGACUUUACAGCCAGCCAGCCCGCCUCGAGUCAGCCGUUCAGCCAUCGGGCCAAGCAAUCAGCCAGCCAGGCCAGGCCCAAGCGAGCCCACUCGGCCAGACCCGGCUAUUCCGCUCGCGCAAGCGACCGCACAUCCAGCCAGCCAGCCAGUGAGAGAGUCAAGCGGCUGACACCCGCAGAAAGUUUGAGCUCUGGGCGGUGAUUACGGCAGCGGCGGCACUGUUGCUGUGACUGCCGCUGCUGCUGCUGCUGUUACUGCCGCUCCCGUUGCUGCUGCUGUGACUGCCGCUGCUGUGACUGCCGCUGCUGCUGCUGUUACUGCCGCUGCUGUUGCUGCUCCUGUUGCUGCUGCUGUUACUGCUGUUGCUGCUGUUGCCGCUGCUGACCGUCGCUCCCUCCGCUCCCCCGGUCAGCGGUGGAAUUCUAUCGUGCGGACACCGCGGAAGGCGCGCGUCGCUCACGAACGCGCGCGUCCCACGCCGCUCGCGUUGGGAGGUCAUCAAGAGAGUGCGUGGCGAGGUGGUGGUGGGGGGGGGGGGCUGGGCACCCCCACGCUGAUGUACGUCGGCGAAACAUCCCCCACUGCCGAGUGCUGCUGCUGAUAUCGCCACGUAGCGAAGGGCGACCGGGGAAGUGGAGUGAGUCGCGAGAAUUCAGCUCACGGCAGUGUCUCGGGCGCGUGUCGAUAGCUCGCUGGCUGGGCGCAAGUCCCGUAGCGAGUGCGUUUCUUCGCUGGAGCAUAACACGUGCAGCGAGUUGCUCCCCGUGCGUUCGCUCACGUCGGAGGUAGCGAGCGAGUGGCUCUUUGCCGUGAACCUUAAACACACACCCCACCCACUCACCUACCCCAGCCACCUCGCCCCGACACAUACCCAUCGCCUCGACAACAAACGCCGGCAAACCAACCAUCCGGAGUCUGCUCGCUCACUGCUCAGCGAACACAACGCAGGCUAUGAGCAGUGGAGGAUGGAGUUCCCGGGCCACGGCGAGCGGCUGCUGCGGGGCCUGAGGCAACAGCUGCUGCGCGGCUUCCUGUGCGACGUGACGGUCCGCGUGGGGCCCGCUCACUUCCGCGCCCAUCGAGCCGUCCUCGCCGCCUGCAGCCUCCACUUCCAGCUGUCGUGCCGCGCCGGGCACCGCGCGGUGCCCGGCCCCGGGCCCACCGAUCGUUCUGCCAAACGCGAGCGCUUCGACGGGGACAGUGACGGCGGCGGUGACGGCGGCCUCGGCGCGGGGGUGGACGAGAAGGUGGUGGCAACCGGCGAGAGGCGCAGAGUGAAAUGGGAGAGGGCGGAGCUGGACCACGACGCCCAAAAUCGCUGCCGCCGCCGCCCCCCCGUUGACGAGGGGUAUGGCUGCCAAGGUGCGUGGCCUCGACGGAGCGACGGCUUUCUCCUGCACGGGGCCGGCGGAGGGAACCAGCGGCCACACGCCGUUAGCGACGGCAUCGACGACACGGCAGCGGCGUUUCGGGUGCGCCUAGAGGACGAGCGUCUCGGCAGCGCGGAGAGCGCUGGCGAGAGCUGCCGCAGGCGAGACGAGGCGGAGCGCGGACCGAGGCACGAGCGCUUCAGAGAGGAGCGCCUCCCGGGCGGCAGGGUGGCCAAACGCGAGUGGCAGAACGGCAGCGAGAGGCGCGGCGGGGAGGAAGGCGGCAACGGCCGCGGGGACGGGGGCGGCGUGGGCGAAAGGUCCCCGUGCCUCCGAGGCGGCGACGGAGACGCGCCGAGCGGCGUCGUUCCUGACGACGCCCGCCUCGUCAACGGCUGCGGGCCGACGGAUCGGCCGUCAAGGGAGACGGCGGGGAAGCGAGACACGCCCCGCCAUCGGGGUGCUGGGACGCCACAUGAAUCGGAGCACGGCGACGGCGUGACGGGGGAGUGCCGGCCCGUCGCCGGCUCGGAGGGCAACCCAGACCACGCCUGCGUCAUCGACCUCAACCCGGAAAUGGUGACGCCCUCGGCGUUUGCGAUCCUCCUCGACUUCAUGUACCAGGGCAGCCUCAGGGUGGACGCCCUGCCGCCCGAGGACCUGCUGGCGGCCGCCAGCUACCUGCACAUGUACGACGUGGUGAAGGCGUGCAGCCAGCAGCUGGCCUACCAGCAUGUAGGCCGGCCGGCGGGUGAGAAUCACCUCUCCGGGCCGGACGGCACCUGCCGUGAAGACGACAAUGGCAGGGGUGGAGGCGGUACCCGCUGGUCAAGCAGAAAUGGCCGGGGCUUUGAGGAGGACGGCUUCAAGGGGGAAGCGGAGAGCGGGUCCUACCACCACCUCCACCAUCACCACCAUCUCCACCUGCUACACAAGGGCGUGGAUAUCAAGGCAGAGGCUCCGCCAUCCAGGAGGAUGGAGGAGCCGGACAAGGUCUUCAACGGGAAGUUUCCUGGGGGAAGCCGGAACGAUGUGGAGCGCUGGGCCAAGGCUUCUCCGGCGACGAGCAACGGCAGCGACGUGGAGAGUGACCACGCGCUGGACUUGUCCUUCAGGCCGGUGCUGCCCACCCGCUUCCCCUCCCCUGCGUGGCACGUGGAGGCCGAGCGGCGCCGCAAGCCGCUGCCAUGCGCCGUCAAACUGGACCGGGAGGCCGCCGAGCCCGAGGAGGAUGAGGAGGGGCUGCAUCCACAUCCGCCGCGGUACGAGAGCGUGGUGAGGAAGGCCGGACCCGCCGCGCCACUCGGAGGCAGCAUUGGCGGCGACGGUGGCGGCAGUGGUGACGAGCGUGGCUCCUCGCCGACGGAGACGGAUGGCAGCCCCCGCUCCGACGCCAGCAGCGUCGGCGGCGGCGGCGGCGGGCCCUGCGCGGCAGGGAUCGGCAGACAGAGCCACGAACUGGUGGCGGCGGGAGGGGCGCCUGCGGAGGCGUUUGCCUACGCCCUGCCGUUCGUAUCCGCCGCGGCCGCGGCCGCGGCCGCCGCGGCCGGCGUGUUCGCCUGCCCCCUCUGCAGCUGCAUCUUCCCGGCGCCGCAGCUGCUGCAGAUGCACCUGAGUGCCCACUUCUGCGACACGGACGCCCGGCGCUGCGGGAAGGCGGCGUCGCUGCCACGCGGCGGCGGCCAGUUCGGCUUCGGUGGCGGUGGAGGGGGAGCGUCGGGAAACGGGGCGAGUGGCGUCGGCGCAUCCGGAUCCGGUGUGGGGACGCCCACGUGCUCGCAGUGCGGCAAGACGUUCUCGUGCGCAUACACGCUGCGGCGGCACGAGCGCACGCACUCGGGCGAGAAGCCGUACACGUGCGCCACGUGCGGCAAGAGCUUCCAGUACUCGCACAACCUGAGCCGGCACGCCGUGGUGCACACGCGCGAGAAGCCGCACGCCUGCAAGUGGUGCGAGCGGCGCUUCACGCAGUCGGGCGAUCUCUACCGCCACAUCCGCAAGUUCCACUGCAACCUGCUGUCGAGCGUCGCCGCGGCGCAGUGAGAGCGGUUGAGCGUCGUGCGCCGCGUACGCGCGCCGGUGCGGUGUACGUAUGCAAGCGGCGAGCACGCCGGUAGUGCGGUAGCCGUCAUCGUAUUUAUGUUGUUAUUUCUUUCGCAAAGUUCGGAAGGCAGCACGCGCGCGCGCGCGCACGGCCGGUAAAGUCCACGCGCUCGCAUUCACCGGUUAAUUGUGACGCGUUUGUUUUGAGAACAAAACGCACGCGUGCGUGCGUGCGUGCGUUUGUGUGUUCUUUGUGUAUGUGUUUGGGGAGAGGUGGUGUAGUGGUUAGCGCGCUUCGAACCCGGCGACUCGUGUUUGAUUUACGCUCACGGU
Petromyzon marinus (sea lamprey) is the source of this 4181-nucleotide messenger RNA. RefSeq names its product zinc finger and BTB domain-containing protein 18-like. Lineage: Eukaryota; Metazoa; Chordata; Hyperoartia; Petromyzontiformes; Petromyzontidae. Gene Ontology annotation, molecular function: protein binding; DNA-binding transcription factor activity, RNA polymerase II-specific. Gene Ontology annotation, biological process: regulation of transcription by RNA polymerase II. The record is from RefSeq and is a predicted model, not a curated record. Gene Ontology annotation, cellular component: nucleus.